AUGACAAACUCGGCAACGGUCCCGAUGAAGCCCGUGCUGUUCCUCUCGGCCCCAUCGCGGCCGACGGAGCAGGCCAGCGACGCGCCAUGGAUGGCACGCUCGAGUUCAAAAGAGUCCUCGUGCCCGCCGCUCUCCUUGCGCUGUCGCCUCCCUCACGGCUGCUCGCCUCGCCUCUCCCCUGAGCUGAGCCCGUCUGGACACAUCGCCCCGGACCGCCUCGAACUCGACGACAACCCCUUAGCCCCGCGAGCCGUAGCGCUCGUCAUCGUCGUCAUGGCCGUCGAGACAGCCGUGCCGGCGCCUGACCAGAAGCAUGAGCCGCAAGGCAGCGUCGUCAAGGAGAAGAAGACGUCGGAUGAGGUCGUCGACCUGACGUCGGAGAUAAAGUCGCACACCGACGACGAGGACGAUACCAUCACCGACCUCUUCGUCAGCUUUCCCGAUCUCAAGGGCGUCGAGCCCGAGUCCAACCCGCUCACCGCCCGCGCCGUCAUCACCGGCAUCAUCCUCGGCUCUCUCGUCAACGCCUCCAACGUCUAUCUUGGUCUCAAGACGGGAUUCACCUUCACCGCCACCAUGUUCGGCGCCAUCUUCGGCUUCGGCUUCAUCCUCCUCCUCACAAAGGCUUUCCCCCGCAUCCCCGGCAUCGGUGAUCGCUUCGGGCCGCAGGAAAACUCCAUCAUCCAGGCCUCGGCCACCGGCGCCGGAGGCAUGGCCGGCGUCUUCGUCGCCGGCUUGCCCGCCAUGUACAGGUUGGGCCUUCUGUCCGAGGACCCCAAGGCCGACUUCCCUCGCAUCCUCACCAUCACCAUCGUCUGCGCUCUCUUCGGUCUCUUCGCCGCCGUCCCUCUGCGCAAGUUUUUCAUCAUCAACGUCGCGCGCGAGCUCAACAUGGUCUUCCCGACCCCGACCGCCACCGCCCUGGCCAUCCGCUCCAUGCACGCCGUCGGUUCCGGCGCCGAGGAUGCCAUGAAAAAGAUCAAGGCCCUCGGCUACUCCUUCAUCGGCGCCUUCGUCCACAUCGUCGUCUCCCAGUACGCCGAUGGAAUCCUGCACAACUGGCACAUCUUCACCUGGUUCUACGCUUGGGGCAACUACAAGAACUGGGCCAUCAACAUCGAGAACUGGGGAUGGUACAUCCAGCUGACGCCCGCCUUCUUCGGCUCCGGCAUCCUCGUCGGCCUGAACGCCGCCCUCUCCUGGUGGGGCGGUACCGUCGUCGCCUUCGGUCUCAUCGGCCCCCUGCUCGUCCACUACGGCGUCUGCAUCGGCAAGGAGAUCCCGACGACGUCGCCCAAGUGGGAGGGUCGCGUCAACUUCAACAGCCUCAGCGGCAUCAGCAAGCCGGGUUACGUGCCGAGCCCGCGCUUCUGGAUGCUGUGGCCCGGCGUCAUGGUCCUCAUCGUCUACAGCCUUGUCGAGUUCCUCCUCCACUUCCGCGUCAUCUACGACGGUGUCAAGUUCGCCCUGCGCGGCGUCGCCGUCAAGCUAAACGACAACCUGCAGAAGCGAGGCAAGUCGAGCCCGUUCUUGGAGAAGCAAGCGGCCAAGGCCAACGAUGAGUCGAGCCUGCUGAAGGACUUCGCCACCAAGGAGCAGCAGGUGCCCACCUGGGUUUGGCUCACGGGCACCAUCGUCAUGACGGCCGUCUCCAUGGUCGUCUGUCACUUCCAGUUCCACAUGAACGCCGGCCUCGCCAUUCUUUCCUGCAUCCUCGGCUUGCUGUUUGCCUUCCUGUCCAUCUAUGGUGGAGCCGUCACCGACACGGCGCCUCUUACCGCCUCUGCCAAGGCCUCCCAGCUCGUUUUCGGUGGCAUCACCAAGGGUCAGGGGCUGUCCGUCACCGACGCCCAGCGGGUGAACCUCAUCGCCGGUAACAUGGCCUCAGGUUGCGCCGACGUGGCCACGGCGCUCACGAGCGACUUCCGUGUCGGAUUUCUCCUCAAGACACCUCCGAACCUGCAGUUCUACGCCCAGGCGAUGGGUGCCCUCGUCUCCGUCUUCCUCGCCCCGGGCGUCUUCGUCUUGUUCAUGUCAGCCUACCCCUGCGUUUGGAAGUCGGACUACAAACCGCCGUACGAAGGCUUUGAGUGCCCCUUCCAGGCGCCCUCGGUCGUUGCCUGGCAAGCCGUCGCCCAAGCGGUGACGCUCCCCAAGAUCCCCAUCCCCCUUUCCUGCACCAUCUUCUCCAUCGUCAUGGGCGUCUUGGCCGGUGCUCAGGCCGUGUUCAAGAACUUCUACCUCAUCGGCCCCCGUCAGAAGUACCGCGAAUGGCUACCCAACUGGAUGGCCAUCGGCGUCGCUUGGGUCUUGGGCGUCGACAGCGCCUACGCCAACGCCAUUCUCGCGGGGAGCAUCACCGCCUAUUUCUGGCAGAAGAAGUGGGCCAAGAACUUUGAGACGUACGCCUUCUCCAUCGCUGCCGGUCUCCUCGCCGGGGAGGGACUGGCUGGCGUCGUGAAUGCCGCUCUCACGCUGGCCGAGGUUGACGGUGGACUCAAGGGCACAGGCAUCGGUCUGCCCGGUCAGUUUUGA
This is a messenger RNA of Drechmeria coniospora, 2535 nucleotides long. Its product is annotated as oligopeptide transporter. The coding region runs from base 1 to 2535 and encodes 844 amino acids. NCBI's taxonomy places the organism in Eukaryota, Fungi, Ascomycota, Sordariomycetes, Hypocreales, Ophiocordycipitaceae. The record is from RefSeq and is a predicted model, not a curated record. Gene Ontology annotation, molecular function: oligopeptide transmembrane transporter activity. Gene Ontology annotation, cellular component: fungal-type vacuole membrane. The transcript is spliced from 6 exons.